This is a messenger RNA of Somion occarium, 782 nucleotides long. The record is from the annotation of a GenBank genome assembly. Lineage: Eukaryota; Fungi; Basidiomycota; Agaricomycetes; Polyporales; Cerrenaceae.
AAGGUCCCCCCUAGCUCUCCCUAUCCCUUACUCCACUUUCUAUAACAGCUCUCAUCACCUACAUUUUUCACCAUGAGCGGCAUCCUUCACAAGAUUAAGGAAAAGGCUACGAGCCUUGGCCAUCAUGGCGAGCAUCACGAGCAGGCACAGCAGCAGCAGCAGCAGCCUCAGCCUCAGCAAGAGCAGCCCCAGCCCCAGCCCCAGCAACAACAGCAGGAGCAGCGCCAGGAAACUGGAGCACCCGGGGAGCAGCAAUUCUCCACUCUGCCCCAUCCUGCUAAGACGAACGAUCCUCGUGACUUGCAGGCUGGCGGAGGUGGGUUCCAGAAGGAUCCUAACAUCGAGGCGUUUCACGCUCACGGACCUUACGUUCCUGACCAGAACGUCGCGAGUAAUCUUGAACAACCCGCGGUGAGUUUUUCGAAUAUCUGCAGUCGGCGGUGGGGUCUUGAUAUUGCGUUGGAAUCGUCAUAGAGCAGCGAAGAGCUUCGGGCUCGUUCCGCUGAACUGAACAAGUAAACUGGGAGUUGAAGCUUUCUCAGAACGGAAGGAAUUGUAUCAAUAUGUAUUGUAAAGGAGGAAUAUUGGAAGGACCUGGACCUUGACGAAUUUAGCGUAUACUUGCUAGGACUGUAAUAUUGACAUGUCGUUUGGCCAAAGGACUUUCGACGUGAUUGCGACUUUGAAUCUCUUCUUGUCUCCAUUCUACGUCGAUGUUAUCCUCACAUCUCCUACGGUGACUGAGAGCUCACAAUUCAAUCUGCUCAGUACGUCACUAGGUC